Messenger RNA from Sparassis crispa, 1353 nucleotides. RefSeq lists its product as hypothetical. Gene Ontology annotation, cellular component: cytoplasm; nucleus. The transcript is spliced from 6 exons. Gene Ontology annotation, molecular function: protein folding chaperone; protein-folding chaperone binding. The record is from RefSeq and is a predicted model, not a curated record. Bases 1 to 1353 code for a protein of 450 amino acids. Lineage: Eukaryota; Fungi; Basidiomycota; Agaricomycetes; Polyporales; Sparassidaceae.
AUGUCCAUGAACUUGUACGAAAUUCUCGGCCUCGACAAGAACGUCUCACCUGAAGACAUUAGAAAAGCAUACAAGCGGAGAGCUUUGCAGACACAUCCCGACAGGCUUCCGCCGAAUGUCACACCAGCGGAUAAAAGCAACGCAGAAGAACAAUUUCGACUGGUUAACAAUGCAUACGAAGUACUGAAUGACCCUCAGAACCGAGAGCUGUAUGAUAAAUAUGGUGUCUGGCCUCCGCCCAGCGUCACGCUAGACCCACCCCGUCACCGCAGCACAACGUCUGAGCAAUGGAGACCGGAUCCAAAUGCCUCCUUCUCUCCUUUCGGUUUUGGUUCACAGCGCCCCGCCUUCGGCUUUACCGGCUCGCACCCACGAUUCGCCUUUACCGACCCCUUCGAGUUAUUUGACUCCCUAUUAGGCGAUAUGCGGGGUCACUUUGAUGAUUCUCCAUUCCCGAAUCACUUCCCUAUGCGCUCUAUGUUUGAUGCUCCCUUUGGCCGAUCUGCCUCGUUCGGGUCUCCCUUCGAAAGCAUGUUCGGCGGACCAUUGUUCUCCCAGCCUACGGAUAUAAAUAUGCUCCCGGGCGUCUCGUCGUACAACUCCGUUUCACAGGCAAUGGGGGGGAACGGCAGGUGGGUCUCGCAGAGCAAGAUGACUCGCAACAUCAAUGGCCGUACCGAGACUAUCCACAAGCGCCGCGAUCCAGAGGGCAACGAGCACAUAACAUAUUCGUCACCAGAGGGUGAACGGUACACGAUCAAUGGGGUUGAGCAGCCGCCGCGUGCAGACCAUGCAAUCAGGUCUGCGACUGCACCAGCUACUAUACAGAAUGGCGGAGCUCCGCAGGUGAUUUCCGCUGGCCCCCAGCCGCAAGCAAAUUAUUAUGCACCUCAGCGACCCCAACCGAUCCCGGUAUAUGCACCUCCACCACCGCAGCCUGUUCCUGCAUAUAGCCCUCCUCAGGCGAACCGCGGUGCAUACUCGUACCCUGCUGACCCUCGCAUGUCCGUCGGCCAAUCUCGCGCUCCCCCGGCGCCUGUGAUUCCUGCGCCAGCACCGCGAGCUUCAUAUGACGACCGACCGGAGAAGCACCAUAGCUACUUACACCAUGACGGGAGUGAACACAGUCAUCACAGCAAUGAGCCUUACCGCGACGCCAGCCGCCACACCAGUCGCGAAUACCGCGACGAGGGCCGUCAUAGCCAGCGAUACCACGACGAUGAUCGCCGCAGUCGCGCACCGGGAACCAGUUACGGGCACGAGGUUCCCGCCCCCGUUUACCCCGGAGACCGAGAGCGCGAGCGCGAGCCACGGCAGGAAAAAGACGAGAAGAAGUCGCGCGGAGGAUGGUGA